Molecule: messenger RNA, 1043 nt
Organism: Onychomys torridus (southern grasshopper mouse)
Lineage: Eukaryota; Metazoa; Chordata; Mammalia; Rodentia; Cricetidae
Product: olfactory receptor 1537-like
Exons: 1
Coding region: 12-947 (311 amino acids)
Biological process (GO): G protein-coupled receptor signaling pathway; sensory perception of smell
Cellular component (GO): membrane
Molecular function (GO): odorant binding; G protein-coupled receptor activity; olfactory receptor activity
Source: RefSeq, a predicted model, not a curated record
UGAAUAAGAAUAUGGCAGCAGGAAACCACUGCACAGUGACUGAGUUCUUCUUGGCUGGGCUCUCAGAGAAGCAAGAACUCCAGAUGCCCCUCUUUCUCCUCUUCCUAGGAAUCUAUGUGAUAACUGUGGUGGGGAAUCUGGGCAUGGUCACACUGAUUGGGCUCAGUUCCCACUUGCACAACCCCAUGUACUAUUUUCUCAGCAGUCUGUCCUUCAUUGACUUCUGUCAGUCUACAGUUGUUAUCCCUAAACUGCUGGUGAGCUUUGUGGCAGAGAAGAACCUCAUCUCCUACCCUGGAUGCAUGACUCAGCUCUAUUUCUUCAUCAUUUUUGCCAUUGCAGAGUGUUACACGUUAGCUGCAAUGGCAUAUGACCGCUAUGUUGCCAUCUGUAACCCCUUGCUUUACAGUGUAACUAUGUCCUAUCAGAUUUACAUUUCCCUGAUUUCAGGAGUGUAUAUUUUUAGUGUGUUCUGUGCAUCAGUUCACACAGGCUUCAUGAUUAAGAUUUCAUUCUGCAAAUUAGAUGUCAUCAACCACUAUUUCUGUGAUCUUCUUCCCCUCUUGAAGCUUGCAUGUUCUAAUACCUAUAUCAAUGAAUUGUUGAUUCUGUUUUUUGGUACAUUGAAUAUCUUUGUCCCAAUUCUCACUAUUAUUACUUCCUAUAUCUUCAUUAUUGCUAGCAUCCUCCACAUUCGUUCCAUGGAAGGCAGGGCCAAAGCCUUCAGUACAUGCAGUUCCCACAUCUUAGCUGUUGUUGUCUUCUUUGGGUCUUUAGCAUUCAUGUACUUGCAGCCAUCAUCAGUCAACUCCAUGGACCAAGGGAAAGUGUCCUCUGUGUUUUAUACCAUUGUUGUGCCUAUGCUGAACCCCUUGAUCUACAGCCUGAGGAAUAAGGAUGUCAGUGUGGCCUUGAAGAAAAUACUUGAAAGAAAAGUAUUCAUGUAAGCAGAAAGUACUAUGAGGAUUAUUUAUUAGAGCAGUGAUCCACAAAUAUAGGGUUUGAGCUGAUACUAUUUAUUUUAAUCUACCUGUCCAUGUUAU